Anolis sagrei ordinatus is the source of this 2393-nucleotide messenger RNA. The record is from RefSeq and is a predicted model, not a curated record. NCBI's taxonomy places the organism in Eukaryota, Metazoa, Chordata, Lepidosauria, Squamata, Anolidae.
CUCUUUGGGGGUCUUUGUCAGCUGCACCAUCCCUGCCUCUGACGCGCGGCCACCUUCCUCCUUUCCUCCCUCCCUCCCUUCCUCCCUCCUUCCUUCCUUCCCUCCUUCCUCCUCCUCCUCUCUGGAGGCGUCGGGAGCGCGCCCGGCUCUCCAUCCUUCUCUCGCCUUCUCUCUCUUCUCUCUCUCUCUCUCGCUCUCUUUCUCCGGAUCGAGGCCACUCCACCCAGGAACCAGGAUUUUCCCAGUUGAUGAAGUGCGUUUUGCGAACCCUACAGCAACCCUCAUCCAGCUCAAGAGGUUUCUGAAGCAUCCCAAACGGAGGAAGUGGCCGAGACUUCGCUGUGUGCUCCGCUUCCCUCUCAGAGUCCAAAAUAGACAGAAAAUAUAGAAGUGGCUUCUUGUGGCGUUUCCACACCAGACGAGCAAGAAAGAGAAAGAAAGACAGAAAGAGAGCACAUUGAGAAGGCUGUGCAGCACAUCCACACAGGAGAGACACUCCCUUGGAAACAGUCCCUCGGUUGCUCUUUUCCCUUCUGUUCUGUUUCUCCCGCUCAGGUCUGCUGGCCAUGGGCAACCUGAUAAAGGUACUGGGAAAAGAUUUAGAAAACUGUCCUCAUUUUUUCCUGGAUUUCGAAAAUGCCCAGCCGACCGAAGCCGAAACCGCCGUCUGGAACCAGGUGAAUGCCGUCCUGGAAGAGGCCCAGACCAUCCUGGCCGAACUGCAGUCCUACACCGGAGCCGGGCAAGAGAUCCGGGAGGCCAUCCAAAACCCCAGUGACUUGCAGCUACAGGAGAAGGCAUGGAACGCCGUGUGUCCCUUGGUGGCCAAACUCAAGCGCUUUUACGAGUUCUCCCUCCGACUUGAGAACGCCUUGCGGAGCCUUCUGGAAGCCCUGACCAGCCCUCCCUAUGCGCCGACGCAGCACUUGGAGCGGGAGCAGGCCCUGGCCAAGCAGUUUGCCGAAAUCCUGCACUUCACUCUUAGUUUCGACGAACUCAAGAUGACCAACCCUGCCAUCCAGAAUGACUUCAGCUACUACAGAAGGACCAUCAGCCGAAACCGAAUCAACAAUCUACAGUUAGAUGCCGAGAGUGAGGUGAACAACGAAAUGGCCAACAGGAUGUCACUCUUCUACGCUGAGGCCACGCCAAUGCUGAAAACCCUCAGCAACGCCACCACCAAGUUCGUGUCAGAGAAUAAAACCCUCCCGAUCGAGGAUACAACCGACUGCUUAAGCACCAUGGCCUGUGUUUGCCGGGUGAUGCUGGAAACUCCGGAAUACCGGAGCCGGUUCACUAACACGGAGACACUCCUUUUCUGCAUGCGGGUGAUGGUGGGUGUCAUCAUCCUCUACGACCACGUCCACCCUGUCGGGGCCUUUGCCAAGACCUCCAAAAUCGACAUGAAAGGAUGUAUCAAGGUCUUGAAAGACCAGCCUUCCAACAGCACAGAGGGCCUUCUGAAUGCACUGAGGUACACCACCCGGCAUCUGAACGAUGACACCACUUCCAAGCAGAUCCGGGCCUUGCUGCAGUGAGCCACACAGGAAAGAAGGAAGGAAGCCCCUCGCCUUCUCUGGAGACCCGGAAGGGAAUAAUGUACUCCAUGGAACCUUCAGCUGAAAGUUUUAAUGUUGACAUGUUGCUAUAAAUAACCAUUGGCCCAUCAUAUUUCUCAUUUUGUAAAAAGAAGAAGAGGAAGAUGACGAAAUAAAGAGAGAAUGGAGGAGGAGGAGGAGGAGGAGGAGGAGGAGGAGGAGGAGAAAACGAUAGGUGGGAAACUACCAUGAGAUCAUCCAGGUAGCUGAGUGCCAACCUGCUCUGUCUUCCAAGAUCACCCCGCCUUCAGCAAUGGCCAAGGUGCGUUGAUGUUGUCUUCCUGCCUGCUCCAUUUCCAGACCCACUUGUACCUGUCCAAAAGUCCAGUCCUUGGAUGUGGUGACGGAGCUGCGGACAAGUUUCCAAAGAGAAGGAGGCCAUCUGUUCCAAAGCACCUUGGAGAGCUCUUUGGGAAAGCAUGAAGCUCAUCCUGAGCUGAGAAGACAGAGACCGUCCAUUUUAAGAAGGAGGGCCAAUGGAGACCUUGGGACCCAGCGGGAAGUCCUCUUUUAGACUCGCUUCUGGAGUCCAGAGACAGAUCAUCAGACUCUGGGGAAGACGGGGAGGCGGAAAGGGAGCAGGAAGCAGGGAGAGUGGCUCUCUGGAUCUGAGAUGUAAAUAGUGUGCCUGGGAAGUGACUGCCAAUCGGCGACGAGGACAAUGGGUGGGAACGGGGAUGAUGGCGGACAUCAUCGUUAAAAAAAUUAUAUCUUCCAACACUUGACUCCAUUCAAAAUGGUUCGGUCACACCUUUUAGAUUUUUAAUAUAAACAAUUAAAAUCCACUCACCUGUU